Molecule: messenger RNA, 752 nt
Organism: Phalaenopsis equestris
Lineage: Eukaryota; Viridiplantae; Streptophyta; Magnoliopsida; Asparagales; Orchidaceae
Product: peroxisomal membrane protein PMP22-like
Cellular component (GO): cytoplasm; membrane
Source: RefSeq, a predicted model, not a curated record
GAAUGAAAAGCCGUUAAAUCAUGCCGCCCGCAGCGGCCAGGGUCUGCCGGCCGGGCACUUGACGACGACAAACCUUCGCGGACCUGGUCGCGGCGAGGAUUCUUACGACUUCUAAGAUUUUAUCUUCGAGAGAGUCCACGGGCGAGCCCCCUCGGAAUUGGGCUUGUAGCCUGUGGCCUCCGCCGGCGGUCGUCGUUUUUCUUUGUGUUCCCAAAAUCAACUGUGAGGAGAUAGGUUUUGGUGACAAUGGCGGCGGUGGCAAAGAAGGGAUGGGAGCAGUACAUGCUUCAGCUCCAGCUUCAUCCGCUUAGGACGAAGGCAAUCACGGCUGGGGUUUUAGCUGGAAUCAGUGAUUCUGUGGCGCAGAAGCUGUCCGGAAUUGAGAGGAUUCAACUUCGGCGGCUCCUCCUGAAAGUGAUCUUUGGAUUUGCAUAUGGUGGACCUUUCGGGCACUUCCUGCACAAGCUUUUGGAGAAGUUAUUCAUGGGAAAGAAAGAUAACAAAACAGUUGCAAAGAAGGUAUUGCUCGAGCAGGUGACAUCCUCACCAUGGAACAAUUUUCUCUUCUUGCUAUACUAUGGUUUGAUUGUCGAGGGAAGACCCUGGCCACAAGUAAAGAACAAAAUUAAGAAAGAGUAUCCCUCAGUGCAGCUCACUUCAUGGAUGUUUUGGCCUGCGGUAGGGUGGAUAAAUCAUCAGUACAUGCCGCUUCAGUUCCGUGUUAUAUUUCACAGCUUAGUUGCAUGCUGCUG